AUGAAAUCACUUCAUGCGCUUUUUGCAGCGGCUGCUUUCCUCCCAUCUCUCAGUCUCGCAGUUUCUUCAGGGCAGUCGCAAGAUAUACCACAGAGGCCGUCUUGGGAUUACUGUUCCCCGAACCUAUAUUGUCAUACCGACGUCGAUUGCCGGAAUACUGUGGAUUGCCGGCAGAAGGCAUGGAAAUUGGAAAAGCUGGAGAAUACGAGACUAAAUAUCAUUAUCGUUUUCAUAAGAACCAUGAUUGGAGGGUUAUCUUCUGCGGUCUACUUUUCUCGUCACAUUCCUGCUGGACAUGGGAAGUAA
Paracoccidioides brasiliensis Pb18 is the source of this 306-nucleotide messenger RNA. RefSeq lists its product as uncharacterized. Bases 1 to 306 code for a protein of 101 amino acids. The transcript is spliced from 3 exons. The record is from RefSeq and is a predicted model, not a curated record.